Mangifera indica (mango) is the source of this 1455-nucleotide messenger RNA. RefSeq lists its product as uncharacterized. The record is from RefSeq and is a predicted model, not a curated record. The coding region runs from base 128 to 1264 and encodes 378 amino acids. The transcript is spliced from 2 exons. Lineage: Eukaryota; Viridiplantae; Streptophyta; Magnoliopsida; Sapindales; Anacardiaceae.
AAGGCACGAAAAAUUAUGAUAUAAUCCCAAAUUUCUCUCUAGUUUUGUUAACUUCUCCGUCUCGCUCUCUUCCAAAACUUUAUCCUGUCAACAAUUCUCUCUCAUACGCAAAGUCUCCCCAGAAGCCAUGGAAAGGCUUCUAUACUCAUCUUCUCCAACCCAUCUCCAGUUUUCCCCUCUCAAGCCUCGACUAGCGCCUUUUUGCUCACCAAAACUCGGUUUUUUUCCUCUUUCACGGCCCGAUUACAAGCGGUUCACCUCAGUUGCGUGCAGAAACGAGAAUUCAUCUCAGUUUUUUUAUUCUUCUUCAUCAAAGUUGAACAGUUUUAAGUCUAUCUCUCCUCGAGUUGACUCUCCCAAUGAUAUAAUACCCAAUUCUACUUCUCUUAAGCAGAUCGCUACUAGUGCGGUUGAACAGAAAAAGGCAAUUGCUGCUGGAACUUUUGCAGCACUCUUAGCUAUAAUUGUGGUCUUGAUCCAGCCAGUUUUUGCACCAGCAGCUUUUGCAACAUUUCAAACUGUUGCCAAGACUGGGGGACCUGCGGCAGCUACAGCCGGAGGCAGGCUGCUCCGCACUGAGUUACUGAGUAGUGCUUGGACUGGUUUCUUUGCCGGUUGCUUACAUACCCUCUCAGGGCCUGACCACCUUGCUGCUUUGGCUCCACUAUCGAUUGGCCGUACUCGAUUAGAAAGUGCUGUAGUUGGAGCCCUUUGGGGCUGUGGCCACGAUGCAGGUCAAGUUAUCUUUGGGUUACUAUUUUUGCUUCUGAAGGAUCGGCUCCACAUUGAAAUAAUCAGAAAUUGGGGCACAAGAGUGGUGGGAUUAACCCUGCUUGCUAUCGGUGCUAUGGGUAUCAGGGAAGCUACAGAAAUCCCCGCUCCAUGUGUUGCCCUUGAAAACGGUGAGUGUGAUGUUAGUGUCUAUGAAUCUCUUGAAAACCCUGCUGUUGUUAAAAAGAAGGUAGGCCUUGCUACAUUUGCCACUGGAAUUGUUCAUGGUUUCCAACCAGAUGCUCUUAUGAUUGUCUUGCCUGCACUUGCUUUGCCUUCACGUUUGGCUGGUACUGCCUUUCUUGUUAUGUUCUUACUCGGAACUGUAGUUGCAAUGGGAAGCUAUACAGUAUUUCUAGGUUCAUGUAGUCAGGCACUAAAGGAUAGAAUACCCAGAAUCACCGAGAAACUUACAUGGGCAUCUUCCAUUAUAGCAAUGGCUCUUGGAGUUGCCAUUCUCAUUAGCCAAUUUUUUGGAUAUAGCUUGUAUUGAUCCAUCUGACCCAUUAUCAAAAUCUGCAUUUUGGAAUACAGAUCAUAGAAAGAAGAAUUACUCAAUUUGUUCACCGCGACUUAAAUAUCUUACCCAUUCAAGUGAGAAAUGUCAUCCUUUUUAUCUUGUUUUGAUUUGAGAAAUCAUAGACAAAUUCUUAUAAAAUGUGCUUCAUUUGGUCUUGGAUUCUA